AUGUUCCAUGGAUUGCCAAGUGAAGACCCCAUUGACCACCUUGAUGAGUUUGAUAGGCUUUGUGAUUUGACAAAGAUCAAUGGUGUCUCUGAAGAUGCCAUCAAGCUGAGACUCUUUCCUAUGUCUCUAGCUGACAAAGCUCACCAAUGGGAGAAGAGCUUGCCCCAUGGCACAAUCACCACUUGGGAUGAAUGCAAGAAGGCCUUUCUUGCUAAGUUUUUCUCCACCGGUCGCACAGCCAAGCUUAGAGGAGAGAUAUCCAGCUUCAUCCAGCGAAACAAUGAGACAUUCGCAGAGGCUUGGGAGAGGUUCAAAGGCUACACAAGUCAGUGCCCACACCAUGGAUUCAACAAUGAAUCACUACUCUCCACUCUUUAUAGAGGAUGCUUGCCUAGGUAUAGGGAGAUGCUAGACACAGCUAGCAAUGGGAACUUCCUCAACCAGGAUGUAGAUGAUGGCUGGCAACUUGUGGAGAACAUAGCUAACUCAAAUGGAAGCUAUGGAGAAGAGUAUGAUCGCACCAACCGGAGCUCGACCCACCACUCGAUCGAGUCAGACGAAAAGUUGAGAAAAGAUGUUAAGGCAUUGAAUGAGAAGUUGGAUAAGCUGAUCCUAGCUCAGUCCACAAUGAAGAAAGUCAACUUUGUGUCUGCUGAGGAGAUGGAACCAGUCCAAGAAGGGGAGGAUACACAAUUUGCUGAGGUGUGCUACAUGAGCAAUGGGCAAGGAGGUUACAACAAAGGAUACUAUAAUUACAAGUCCAACCCUGCCAUGUCAUACCGCAACACUGAUGUUGCUAACCCUCAGGACCAAGUCUAUCCUCAACAACAAGCAGCUCGAUCGAGUCAAGGCCACAACAUGGGCUUCCCCCACCAACCGCCCCAGCCUGCACCUUCACAAGAGAAUGAGCUCAAGGCAAUGCUAAAGCAACUACUUCAAGGGCAAGCUGAUGGGGUAGUGGACACAAGCAAGAAGCUAGCUGAAAUAAACUCUAAGAUCGAGAACCUCAACACAAGGGUUUACUCUCUGGAGAAUCAUGCUUCUUCUGUUGCUGCUGCUACAAAGCAAGGACAACUACCUGGUAAAGCUAUUCAGAACCCCAAGGAACAGUGCAAGGUCAUCUUCACUCAAGAAGGACUUGUUGAAGAAGAGGAUCAAGAAAGGGUCAUUGAAGAUUUUUGUUUACUGCUGAAUGAUGAAGAGAUUGUUGCUGCUGAGGCUCCUGGAGUCCAGAUUGAUCAACCAGAAGUGCAUGCACCUACUGUGGCCAUUCACACUUCACCAGUUGAGCUCGCACGACAAGCUCGAUCGGCAGCUCGAUCGAGUCCAACUCUAGCUCGAUCGAGUCCGACCUCUUCUGUCCGACAGCCUGUUUUGCUUGAUCCUUACAACCGGUUGCCGCUUCCUCGUCUCGCCUACUUAGUCAAGGUCACAAGGAAGUGA
Microthlaspi erraticum is the source of this 1443-nucleotide messenger RNA. The record is from the annotation of a GenBank genome assembly. NCBI's taxonomy places the organism in Eukaryota, Viridiplantae, Streptophyta, Magnoliopsida, Brassicales, Brassicaceae.